AUGCUGGACGAGAACCACCAGCUGAUCCAGUGCAUCCUGGACUACCAGAGCAAGGGCAAGACGGCCGAGUGCACCCAAUAUCAGCAGAUCCUGCACCGGAACCUGGUGUACCUGGCCACGAUCGCCGACUCCAACCAGAACAUGCAGUCCCUGCUCCCAGCCCCGCCCACCCAGAACAUGAACCUGGGCCCCGGAGCGCUGUCCCAGAGCGGCUCCAGCCAGGGCCUGCACUCCCAGAGCGGCCUCGGCGACACCAUCAGCACGGGCCUGCCCCCCUCCUCCCUCAUGCAGGGCCAGAUCGGCAACGGUCCGAACCACGUGUCCCUGCAGCCGACAGCACAGAGCACACUGCCCACCACCUCCCUGAGCUUGUCGGCCAGCAGCCACAGCUCGGGGCCCGGCUACAGCCACGCAGGGCCCGGCUCACAGAGUGUGCCACUGCAGGGCCAGGGUGCCAUCGGCAGCUACGUGUCCCGGACCAACAUCAACAUGCAGUCCAACCCAGUGUCAAUGAUGCACCAGCAGGCGGCCACAUCCCACUACAGCUCGGCGCAGGGCGGGAGCCAGCACUACCAGGGCCAGACGUCCAUGGCCAUGAUGGGCCAAAGUGGCCAGGGCAGCGGCCUGAUGGGGCAGCGGCCCAUGGCGCCCUACCGGGCCUCUCAGCAAGGCUCGUCACAGCAGUAUAUGGGCCAGGAGGAGUACUACAGCGAGCAGUACAGUCACGGCCAGGGCGCCGCCGAGCCCAUGAGCCAGCAGUACUACCCCGACGGCCACGGCGACUAUGCCUACCCGCAGUCAUCCUACACGGAGCAGAGCUACGACCGGUCAUUCGAGGAGCCUGCCCAGCACUACUACGAGGGCGGAAACUCACAGUACAGCCAGCAGCAGGCCAGCUACCAGCAGGGGACGGCCCAGCCGCAGACGUACUCCCAACAGCAGUACCCCAACCAGCAGAGCUACCCUGGGCAGCAGCCGGGCUACGGGCCAGCCCAGGGCGCCCCCGCGCAGUACCCCAGCUACCAGCAAGGACAAGGCCAGCAGUACGGAAGCUACCGGGCGUCUCAGACGGCACCGUCUGCGCAGCAGCAGAGGCCAUACGGCUACGAGCAGGGCCAGUACGGGAACUACCAGCAGUAAGGGACCGCAUUCUUGUCGGUGCUCUUGUGACAGUGUGUCCAUCCAGGGAGCGGAUGGGCCGGCGGCAGUUCUGACGAGCUGUGAUCCGUGGGUUCCCCUCUGCCCGACGCAGUGUCUGCAUGCGAAGCUCGUUUCACGCUGGGUAUGACGCUGGGCGUGCUCGCCGGCACAGGCCGCGCUUGGAUGGUGUGACAUAUUCGGUGCUGUGUACAGUAUUGUAUGUUGAUGCGACGGAGAGGUUGUCCUUUUUUAUGUCCCCUUCCUCAAUGUUUCUAGCUAGCUGUAGGGCUCACGUCACCAGAGUGCUCUGUGCCCGAGGACAGGAAAGACCUUAAUGCUUAGUUCGUGUAUCCAUACAGCAGGCCUCAGGUCUGGGUUCUCUGCACGUGCAGCCGUCCUGAGGUGGGCUGGACACUUCCCUCUAGCUGGUCACAGUGCAGGUUGACAUGCGCAGCCCUGGCACAGCCCCUUCUGUGCCACAGGGGGGCGCUUUUCUGUGUGGGCUCAGCUGCUGUCACAGCGCACAGGACGAACGUGUGCCAUUGUUGGAGAGGCUGUGAAUGGUCAUUUCCAGAGCUUGCUCAUUACCUGUGUCUCACGCUGAUUCCGUUUUUCCAGAAAGUUCCACGUUUUUGAUUGAAAAGUAAAGAGGGAUCAGUGAGUACCUUCCAAAUAAGUCAGCGUAACCAGGGAGAGUGGAGUGACCACCAGAAAGGGCCAUCCCUGGGAACUGGGGCAUCGGAGAUGACUCUGUCUUUGGCCCUUGUUUGUCUGAUGGUUGUUUCUGGGGUUUGAAUACUUAGUGUACCCAAUUCUAAAUGUAAAGAUAAAUUUAAAUACUGAUACCAAAUUUUCCAAAUCGUUGGCAAGUUGUUUAUUUUAUAUUAUUUUUUCCAGGACCUACUUGUUCAGAUCUGCAAGCAAGCAUUCCUUUUCUUUUAGUGAUAUCUGAAAUGCACAUCCUAGUUUUAAAAGGAACCCCAAUAACUUUAUUGUGUUCUUCCUCAUGAAAA
Messenger RNA from Trichechus manatus latirostris (Florida manatee), 2153 nucleotides. RefSeq names its product SS18L1 subunit of BAF chromatin remodeling complex (gene SS18L1). The transcript has 10 exons. The coding region runs from base 1 to 1140 and encodes 379 amino acids. NCBI's taxonomy places the organism in Eukaryota, Metazoa, Chordata, Mammalia, Sirenia, Trichechidae. Gene Ontology annotation, molecular function: transcription coactivator activity. The record is from RefSeq and is a predicted model, not a curated record. Gene Ontology annotation, biological process: positive regulation of dendrite morphogenesis.